CUAAAACAUAAUACAGAGCAAACAAACCAAACCAACCACCCACAGAUAACAGUACAUACAAGCAAGCGUCGUCAGGCAGGCGGGUCAAUAUCAAUAGGGCAGGUAGGUACAGGGGGAGCAAGCGAGAGAUGGGUCGGGGUCACAAGCCAGGUUCAGCAGGUAGCAAGCAGCGUGGUACAGAGGGUCAGGCAGAGGGAUGGUCAGGAGCGAGCCGGGAUCAGAGCAAGAGAAGUCAGCAGCGGUUCAGAUCAGGCAGGGUCAGCAAAGGAACAGAAACAGGAUGCAGGACAGAUACAGGGCCCAGGACAAACACAACACCAAGGCAGAGUCUGCAAGUCUGGCCAU
Messenger RNA from Staurois parvus, 345 nucleotides. NCBI's taxonomy places the organism in Eukaryota, Metazoa, Chordata, Amphibia, Anura, Ranidae. The record is from the annotation of a GenBank genome assembly.